GAAAGUAAACACUCUGACUGUGUUUAGCAUUAGCUUCAUUCAGCAUUAUUCUCCAGGACGUUUCUCAGUAACCGGUGUUGGGGUUACACCGUAUUAUUAAAUCGUAACAAUCGUGUUUAAGCGUAAUAAUCGUAUUAAACCGUAUUAUUCGCUCAAGAUUAUUUUAUUUAACUUCUAUAAUACGACUCUGAACAGAUAAUUACCCACAGCUAGCCUGACCUGAACGCGCUAGCUAACAGCUGUCCUGCUCUUCGAUGCUAAUCAUCAGGCUGAAGCAUCAUGGAGCCUGUGUACACCCAGGGUGUGUGGCUGGCUGAGCUUCUCCAGUCCAACACCAGAGAUUAUGAGUCUUUCUGGCUGCUCGCUACUCACAUAGGAGACCCAAAAGCGGCGUUUCUGCUCGUUUUCCCACCUGUUUUCUACCUGCACAGACGGACGGGCAUCGCCGUGCUCUGGGUUGCCGCAGUCUCAGAGUGGCUUAACCUCAUCUUUAAAUGGGUCCUGUUUGGGGAAAGGCCUUACUGGUGGAUCGGUCAGUCAGGUUUAUUUGUGAAAAACAGCCCUUCGGUUCAGCAGUUUCAGUCCACCUGUGAGACAGGACCAGGUAGCCCCUCAGGCCAUGCCAUGGUCACUGCUGCAGUGUGGUGGGUGGUGGUGUCCGCCCUGGCCUCCUUUCUCCGCUCUCGCUCUGGCAGCAGUCGGAUACUGGCUGCCGUGCCUUACGUCUUCUACGUGCUGCUGUUGGGUGCAGUGGGUCUGUCUCGGGUCUUUAUUUUGGCUCACUUUCCGCACCAGGUCAUCGCCGGCAUUCUGACAGGCACGAUGCUGGGGGUGAUUCUAAACCGCACUGUGCCAGAUUGUCGCCCCCUGCUGUUCUUCCUGUGCAUCAGCAUGGCUCUGCUCUUCGGGGCAGUACUCAUGCAUGCUGGGCUGAAGAUGGUUGGCAUCGACCUCGCCUGGUCUAUAGCCUUGGCCAAGAGAUGGUGCUCCAAGUCCAAGUGGGUUCGCAUGGACACAAAUCCGUUCUCCUCUCUGAGCCGCGAUGCCGGGGCGCUUCUCGGGCUGGGGCUUGCCCAGUUCUGGAAGCCAGGUGGAUGGGCACUUCCCUGGGUACCGAAGACCCUCUGCAUGGCGCUGUCCUCCAUGGCGCUGUCCUACGUGAGCCGGGUUCCUCUGCCUACGGCUCCAGCCCUCCUCUAUUAUUCACUUUUUUUUCUUAAAUUUGUCAUAGUGCCCCAGGUAGUGAUGGUGCUGGUACCUGGCCUGGUGCACCUCCUCACAGCCAAACCCAGGAGGGACUGAGAGGAUUAAACAGAAUGAUGUUUAAGCUGAAAAAAUGAUGGUCAUUCAGUGAUGAUCUUAAAAGAACAUGAAAGGUGACUGAUCAACUCCUGUGAGUGCAACUGAACGGUGAAGCAUUUACUGUACAUACAGUUAGACUAGCUGUAUUACAUUAUUUUUUUGUCUACAGGUCUAAAUAUUGUCCAUAUUGAGAAGACUUUAGAAGAUUUUAUAGUGUCUUCUACAGAAAGGGAAUUCAAAAGCAUAUUUAUUUUUGUAAUACACCAUGUAGCUUUAAUUAAACAGUAGUGAUGAACGAUGGGAAUCUCCAGGGACCACCCGGUACAGUAUCAUCAUGAUGCCUAGCUGCUGAUUUGAUUUCUGUUUCAAUUCUUUAAGGAUCACGAUUUUAUCAAUAUCCCAAUUUGCUUUGAAAUAAUGUUCAGAUUUUAAACAUUCUUAGCAAAUAAUUCGCUUCUACCACACAGCUAAAUUGUGUGAAUAAUUUAGAGUGCACCACCUUUAGGAUUAUACUGUAGAUGAACUGUGACAUUUCACCUCCUUAAAUGCAAAGAAAUAUAAAAAAUAAAUGACACCUAACUGAAUAUAAUUUUUUCUCAAGCUCUAUUAGAAAUAAAUCCAAUAAAUGAAGGCUUAUAGAUGGAAUAACGAAGCAAUAACAAUAAGGUGUUAAUAUAUAUAUACAGGUUGUAUGUCUUGAGAAAAUAUUACUUCUUGAAAAAUUCCAGCUCUGAUCAUUAUUGCUUAUCCAGCAUUAUAAGCAAUAACAAUGCUAUUGUUUUUGACUAUGUCAAGGACAUAAAUACUGUACGUGUUUACAUAUAAAAUGAUUGUCGUGAGGAUGCCGCCUCUAUAGUGUUUUUAUUUAUUUUUUAUUUUUUUGGAGUCUCAUAUGAAAAAAAGCCCUUGUUACAAACAUUGCAGUUUGCAGUUACAUUAAAAACCGAGUUCUGCAAUUUCUGAUCUGGUACGUUGACAUGUUAAUUCAGCUGCUGGUCAUCUGGCUGAUUUAGUUGUUGUAUACAAUAUUCCAUUAUAACAUACAUACAUAUUCUCUAUUCAUGUAACAGUGGGAGAUGUAAACCCGAAUCCUGAUUCUCCUGUUGUUAAGAGAAUGAGUCAAAACAUACAGUACAUCUAAUUCAGUACAGUGAUUGUAAAAGGACCAAAAAUCUUUUUUUUCCCAUCCCCAGUGGCCAUAUAUUAGGUUCCAUUCACCACAGUUAAUACAAUGGCACUCCUUUCAAAAAUAAUGUUCAACCUAAAAAGAUAAUGAUCCAGUCUAAAUGCCUCGCAUAACUACAGAAAAAUGAGGCCUUUUGUGUGUUCCUCAUGCAAGGGAAAAAUAAUGUCAUGAUCGACCUGAUUAUAUUAUUGGCAUUUGUGUUGCAGUAAUAGGUGGAAUAAAGGUGUUGUAGAAAAAGGCUUUAGUCUAGUCUCGAUUGAAAACCAGUGAUGUGAUUUAAAGGUGUCCUCAUGCGCACAUAAGAAUACAAAGGAGUUUUAAAAGGGUCCAAGAUCCUUUUACUAAUGCCUUAAACAUUAUUAAAAUGAACAAAAUGUUUUCUAGAACUUGUAACCAGGACCCUUUUGGUCUUUGUUUUUGUGGCAUAUCCGUGAUAACAAUGAGGUGGUUACGUAGGAUAGUGUUUUCAAUGUGCUGAUGAGACUAAAAAUAUACCGCUUCCCACUGGGUCCAUCUGGCGAUAUGUACUGCUGCUCAUUGUUUACCAGAUAAAACAGUAAUCACAGAGUGAAAACCACACUGAUGUGCACUUGUUAAUGCUAAUGCUCAAUUCAGUCAAACUGCUCUUUCAACUGUUUUGUAACCAUUCAAGCAUACCCCAAGCAAAGCCCACCUGAAGGAGAUAAUGCUCAUAUAAAUGGACCGCUGCUUGAUCCAUAACCCAGUUGUAGGCAGCUCAUUGCCUCUAUGCAUGGUUAGAAGAAGCUCUGCUUCAGUCACAUUAGCAAUCAGAACAAUCACAUACCUCUGAAUUCAGAGUCAGUGGAUUUGAGAGGCUACGCCCGGAAAUAGAUGGCUCCUGUCAGUACAGUAAUAUGAUCACAU
This is a messenger RNA of Clarias gariepinus (North African catfish), 3373 nucleotides long. RefSeq names its product glucose-6-phosphatase catalytic subunit 3 (gene g6pc3). Gene Ontology annotation, molecular function: glucose-6-phosphatase activity. Gene Ontology annotation, cellular component: membrane. The record is from RefSeq and is a predicted model, not a curated record. The transcript is spliced from 6 exons. Gene Ontology annotation, biological process: gluconeogenesis; glucose 6-phosphate metabolic process. Lineage: Eukaryota; Metazoa; Chordata; Actinopteri; Siluriformes; Clariidae. Bases 280 to 1302 code for a protein of 340 amino acids.